Molecule: messenger RNA, 1294 nt
Organism: Bursaphelenchus okinawaensis
Lineage: Eukaryota; Metazoa; Nematoda; Chromadorea; Rhabditida; Aphelenchoididae
Source: the annotation of a GenBank genome assembly
AUGAAAGCCGAAAAACAAGAAGGCAACCUAAGGUUUGUUAAAUAGCUUUAAUUAUAGUUAUAAAGUUUCCAAAAAAUAGUUAGGUUUUAAUAUUUUUAUUAUAUUUUUCACUAAAUCUUUUUGUCGUCUUCAUACUUUAACAAUUAAUUUUAGACCUGUUUUAAAGCUCGACGUAUUCGUACUAUCUCAAUUAGGUAGCCUACCCGGAUUUCCAAACCUCAUAGCUGCUUACCGUACGCCUUACUACAAGUUUGCUGUAAUGCAACUGGUUGGGCUAGAUUUAAAUCGGCUUCGUAGAGCAAUGCCGGGGAAAAGGUUUACCUUAACCACUGCAUUAAAAAUUUGCCAGCAAACGUUGAAAAGAAUUGAAGCGUUGCAUGAAUUAGGCUGGCUUUGUCGUGACAUUAAAGCCCCAAAUUUUGCUAUUGGUCUUGGUGACAAAGACGGUGUUGUGUAUAUGCUUGAUUUCGGAUUCGCUCGGCGCUACCGGUAAUUUUUUACAACUUCAAAAUUACAAACUUUAACAUAAAUGUUUUUUAUGAAUUUCAACUUUUUAAUUUUUUAGUGACAAACAUGGUAACCAUCUUCCUCCAAGAACGGAUGCUCCAUUGCUAGGCACGAUUCAUUACGCUUCCCUGGCUUCGCAUAUGAAUCAAGAACAGUGUCGUAGAGAUGACCUGGAAAGCUGGUUGUACAUGUCAGUGGAACUAUGCUCUGGGCCGUUACCGUGGUCAAAGUUGGACCCCAUGAAACAUCACAAAAUAAUUUGCGAUUGGAAACAGUUUAUUCGUGUUCACGGCCGCGAAAGCUUCUUCAGCAAUUGUCCAGAAGAGCUGGAUCAUAUACUUUCAAUUAUCGACAGUAUUUCGUAAGUAUAAUAUUGAUUUUUGCGGAAUAAAUAAUUUUUGCAUAUCAAAAUUAUAAUUUUAGGCGUAAAUUAUAAAUUACUGUUUUCAGUUACACUGACCGUCCUCACUACGAAAUGAUUGCUUAUCAACUUCAGAAAGCUAUGGAUCGAUUGAAUUUAGACCCUAAAGCGCCAAUGGAUUGGCAACGAGAUUAUCAUGUUAAGGAAAAAGCCGAAUUUGUUGGAGACCUGGGACAAUCCGAUGCUGCAUCAAUUCUGAUGCAAGAAGCUAAAAAGCAGGAAGAUGCUCAACACAGACUUCUCGACGCAAUGCGUGGAGACGAAGAACGUGAUGUAAAGACGGCCCGAGAACCACCAUCACCAGAGAGAAAUUCAUUCGUCCGUAUGAUGACGAGCAGUGACGACACUAAAACUAUAGAAUACUGA